AUCCAACAAGGUGUUCCUACACUAACUCGAGCUCAGGCUUGUCCUCUCCCAUCAUCGAUGCGAUUAAUCGCCCCACGGGUAUUUAGCCCUAAAUUAUUUUCGCUAUCGGUUAUUUGAACAACAUGCUACGCAUAUUCCAUGACUCCUCAUUCGUACUUAAAGCUCCUCUCUUCUCCCUCAUCCUCAUCCUUCUCCAUCCUCUAUUUACCAUCUCCUGAAAUCAUCAAACCCCAAUCAAUUACCCUUCUUCCGCGAUGACCACCACCGACAGGUACUCUCCGAGAGAUGGCGAUGCUGUGCUCCCUCUCUUCUCCCUGAAGGGCCGUACCGCUAUUGUCUCGGGAGCCGGUGCCGGUAUUGGGUUAGCCGUAGCGGACGCUCUUGCUGAGGCUGGUGCGAACGUUGCCAUCUGGUACAACAGCAACAAAAAAGCCGUUGAGAGAGCUGAAGCAAUUGGCAAGAAAUGGGGUGUUAAAGGUAUACGUGCCUCUGAAAUCUCACCCAUCUCGUCUAUCACUUGACUAACAUUGGCAACUCCUAUCCAGCCGCUGCCUACCAGGUGGAUGUGACCUCGCAAAAAGCGGUACAAGAGGCGGUCGACAAGAUCGUAUCAGAGUUCAACAACCGUCUCGAUAUCUUCGUUGCAAACGCCGGAAUCCCUUGGACCAAGGGAGCUAUCCUCGAUGCGGGCGAGGAGGGAUUCGAUCACUACCGCAGGAUCAUCGCUACCGAUCUCGAUAGUGUUUACUUCUCCGCCUAUGCUGCCGGGCUGCACUUCCGCCGCCAAGGAACCGGUUCGUUCAUUGCUACCGCUAGUAUGAGCGGCCACAUCACCAACAUUCCGCAGCUGCAGACUGCUUACAACUCUGCCAAGGCUGCGGUUAUCCACUUUGUGAAGGGAAUCGCGGUUGAGUGGGCUGGUUUUGCGAGAGCGAACUCGGUCAGUCCGGGUUAUAUCGCUACUGAGAUUAGCGCCUUUAUGCCCAAGGAGACCAAAGAUAUUUGGAAGGAGAAGAUUCCUUUCCAGUAGGUUUUCUGUAGUCCUCCUAAGGUUUCAGACCGUGCAGAGCUAAUGCGGUGCAGCCGUGAGGGAUUGGCGAACGAGCUCAAAGGCGCUUACCUCUACCUUGCUAGUGACGCUGCCUCGUAUACCACCGGAACGGACAUCAUUGUCGAUGGGUAUAUCUCACUAUCUCGCUCAAUCACGGGCGCAACAUAA
Messenger RNA from Tuber aestivum (summer truffle), 1219 nucleotides. Lineage: Eukaryota; Fungi; Ascomycota; Pezizomycetes; Pezizales; Tuberaceae. The record is from the annotation of a GenBank genome assembly.